This is a messenger RNA of Balaenoptera acutorostrata (minke whale), 722 nucleotides long. RefSeq names its product calcium channel flower domain containing 1 (gene CACFD1). Gene Ontology annotation, biological process: vesicle-mediated transport. The coding region runs from base 64 to 582 and encodes 172 amino acids. Gene Ontology annotation, cellular component: membrane. The record is from RefSeq and is a predicted model, not a curated record. The transcript is spliced from 5 exons. Lineage: Eukaryota; Metazoa; Chordata; Mammalia; Artiodactyla; Balaenopteridae.
GGGACGACGCGGCCGGCUCCUGAGCCCUUUGUGAGGGCUGCGGGAGCGCCGGACGGCGGCACCAUGAGCAGUGCGGGCGGAGCGGCGGUGGCGUCCGUGAGCUCGGCGCCGCCCGCGCAGGAGGAGGGCAUGACAUGGUGGUACCGCUGGCUGUGUCGCCUGUCGGGGGUGUUAGGGGCCGUCUCUUGCGCCAUCUCCGGCCUCUUCAACUGCGUCACCAUCCACCCUCUGAACAUUGCGGCCGGCGUGUGGAUGAUCAUGAACGCGUUCGUCCUACUGCUGUGUGAGGCGCCCUUCUGCUGCCACUUCGUUGAGUUUGCGAACACGGUGGCGGCGAAGGUGGACCGGCUGCGCUCCUGGCAGAAGGCCGUCUUCUACUGCGGGAUGGCCGUCGUUCCCAUCGUCAUCAGCCUGACCCUGACCACACUGCUGGGCAACGCCAUCGCCUUCGCCACCGGAGUGCUGUACGGACUGUCUGCUCUGGGCAAGAAGGGCGACGCGAUCUCCUACGCCAGGAUCCAGCAGCAGAAGCAGCAGGCAGAUGAGGAGAAGCUCACGGACACCCUGGAGGGGGAGCUGUGAUGCGGUCGGGGGACCCGCCCCCACCCCCCCCCCCCCCACCGUCGGCCCUCUGGUCUGUGUGAGCACGUCCCCGAGGCGCACUGACCCUGAGGGGCAGCCUGGAAGAGGAGGCUGCGUCCAUCUCCCUCAGUCCCUCUCAC